Messenger RNA from Zea mays, 4899 nucleotides. RefSeq names its product ATP-dependent DNA helicase PIF1-like. Gene Ontology annotation, molecular function: DNA helicase activity. Bases 2931 to 4667 code for a protein of 578 amino acids. NCBI's taxonomy places the organism in Eukaryota, Viridiplantae, Streptophyta, Magnoliopsida, Poales, Poaceae. The record is from RefSeq and is a predicted model, not a curated record. The transcript has a single exon. Gene Ontology annotation, biological process: DNA repair; telomere maintenance.
ACAAUUACAUAGUAAAUAAAAAAAAUCUUCUAUUUUUAAUCACAACUAAAAUACUUUUUUUUCUCUGUGUAGAUACAAAACAUUAUAUAUAUAUAUAAAUAUAAAUAUGGGUCGGGGAAAGCGUAAAUAUGCAAUUCUAGAUACAAAAAAUAUCCAAUCUGAUCCAGAAACAAAAAAACUAAGAAGAUUGGAAAUAAUUCAAAAAAGGAAAAGGAAAAGAGAAAAACAAAAUUCCAAUAAUAAUGAAAACCAAAUAAAAAAAUGUUGCCUAGAUGAUAUGGUUGUACAUCCUUACUUACAUUCAACUCACGGAAUGGUCUCAUUCCCAUCUAAUUAUAUACAAUAUCUAAAAGCAACAUAUAAUGAUAGGUCGUAUCUAGGAAAGCCAGAAUAUACUUGUAAAUAUUGUAAUGCUAUAUUUUGGUUUAAUGAACGCAAUCUUAAAGAUACAAAAGUAAACAAAGAAAUAUUAUACUCUAAAUGUUGUAAAUAUGGAAAAAUAAAAAUACCACCAUACAAAGAACCACCAUCGUUUCUAUCUAUGUUGAUUAAUAAUAAAGACAACACAUUAUCAAGACAUUUUCUACAAAAAAUUCGACAAUAUAAUUGCCUUUUCUCUUUUACAUCUAUGGGUGCAAAGAUUAAUAAAAAUAUAAACGAUGGUCAAGGACCAUAUGUUUUCCGUGUAAAUGGACAAAUACACCACCGUAUUGGUUCCCUGCUUCCUCAAAAAAAUAAUGAUCCUAAAUUUGCAGAACUAUAUAUUUUUGAUACAAAAAAUGAGAUCGAAAAUAGAAUUCAAGCAUUAAAUAAACAAGAGGGUGAAACAAGUAAUAAUAUAAAUCCCUAUAUAGUUGAAGAGCUUAAAAAAAUGCUCGAUGAAUAUAAUCCAUUAGUUAAAGUAUUUAGACAUGCACGUGACCUACUCGAAGAACACAAAAAUAUAGAUAUUAGCAUCCGCAUUGUUGGAGCAAACAAGGGCGAUCCUAUACAAUAUGAAAUACCACAUACAGAAGAAUUAGCAAUGCUUAUAGUUGGCGACUUAAAUCUAGAAAAAUAUAGAAGAGACAUAAUUGUUAGUACAAAAAAUAAAGAACUACAACAUAUAAGUAUAUUUCACCCAGCAUAUAUGGCACUACAAUAUCCUUUACUAUUCCCAUAUGGAGAAAGAGGAUUUCAACUAGGAAUAAAGUAUCAAGAAACAAAUAACAGUUUUAUAGCCAAAAGAAAAAGAUGUACAAUAACAUCACAUGAAUACUAUAAAUAUCAUAUGCAUUUUAGACCAAAUCAGCCAAAUCCUUAUCUAUGCUACGGUAGAUUAUCAAAGCAAGCAAUAGUCGAUGCUCGUGCAAUUGAAGAUGAAGAUAGACUUAUGUAUAUAUCUAGAAAUCAAGACAAGUUAAGAGCCGAAUAUCUUCAAGGUAUAUUUGAUGCAGUAGAAAAAGGACUUAGUGAAGGAAAACAAAUUGGGAAGAGAAUUUUAUUACCGUCAAGUCAUGUAGGAUCACGAAGAUACAUUAUACAAAAUUAUCAUGAUGGUAUAGCAAUUUGUAGAGAAUAUGGACCACCUGAUUUAUUUAUAACAUUCACAUGUAAUUCUAAAUGGCCUGAAAUAUUAUUGUCUAUUCUACAUGGUGAACAAGCUAGUGAUAGAGCUGAUACUAUAGUGCGUGUAUUCCACAUGAAACUAGAAGAGCUAUUAAAAGAUAUACAAUCAAAAAAAAUAUUCGGUGAAACACUUGCAAUUUUAUAUUCUAUUGAAUUUCAAAAAAGAGGAUUACCACAUGUACACAUUUUACUUUGGCUAGAUAAAAAACAAUAUGAAAUAACUCCAGAUAUAAUAGAUACAUGGAUAUCAGCUGAAAUACCUAAUCCAUAUGAAGAUCCGUUAGGAUAUACGCUUAUAGCUGAACAUAUGAUACAUGGACCAUGUGGAGAAAAAAAUGAAAGUAGCCCGUGCAUGAGAAAAGAAAAAUGUUCAAAGUAUUAUCCAAAAGAAUUCCAGAAUGAAAGCAAUUUUACCAAUAAUGGCUUCACUCAAUAUCGUAGACGAGAUACUAAUAUAUACAUACGUAGAGACAAUCAUAACUUAGAUAAUAGAUGGGUUGUGCCACAUAAUUUAUAUCUCCUAAAGAAGUAUCAAGCACAUAUAAAUGUAGAAUAUGUAAAUAAGAGUAAAUUGCUCAAAUACUUAUGCAAAUAUGUUAACAAAGGACCAGAUAAAGCAACCAUUAUCUUUGAACAUAUAAAAAAGGGAGACAAUGAAAAUACUGAUAAAGAGAAAAAAGAUAUUGAUGAAAUCAAGGAAUAUUUAGACUGCAGAUAUAUAUGCGAACUAGACGCAAUAUGGAGAUUGCUAGGUUUUGAGAUACACUACCAUUGGCCACCAGUCGAGAGACUACCAGUACAUUUACCUCUACAGAAUAUAGUAAAAUUACAUAAAAAUACGAGAUUAAAAAACAUAAUAGAAGAUCCUAAAUAUAAAUCAACAAAAUUAACUCAAUGGUUUGAGGCAAACAAUCUAUAUGAAAAUGCUAGAAAUGUGACAUAUUGUGACUUUCCAAAAUUUUGGACAUGGAAUACAACAAAGAAAAAAUGGGUCAAAAGAGAACAAGGGUUAAAAAUUGGACGUCUGUAUUAUGUCAAUCCUAUAGAAGGUGAGCGUUUUUAUCUUAGAAUGCUACUAAUGAUAAUAAAAGGCGCAACGAGUUAUGAGGAUAUAAAAACAUUCAAUGGGAUAAUAUAUCAUACUUUUAAAGAAACAUGUGCAGCACGUGGUUUACUAAAAGAGGACAAUGAAUGGUAUAAAACUUUUGAUGAAGCUACGCAUUGGGCUACAGCUUUACAAUUACGAUACCUCUUUACAACUAUACUACUAUUCACUGACUUGCAAGAUGAAAGAAAAUUCUAUGAAAUGAAUUGGAAAAAAAAUGGUUGACGACAUUCAUCAUAAAUUAAUUAGUAAAUACGAACCAAUUAUUUACAUGCCCACGGAAUCAGAAUUGCAAGAAAAACUAUUAGAGGAACUGCAAAAUAUUUUCGCAAAAAAUGGAGUUAGUAUAUGUACUUACAAUCUUCCAGAAAUCUCAUCAAACUAUACACCAAAUGACAAUAAUCAACUUAUUCAAGAAGAAUUAAACUAUGAUCAACAAUCUUUAGAAAUCGAAGCAACCAAAUUAUAUUCCCAAUUGAAUAUUGAUCAAAAAAAUGCUUUCCAUGAGAUCAUAAAUAGUGUUGUAAAUGGAAAAUCAAAUUUUUUCUUUGUAUCCGGUCAUGGAGGAACUGGCAAAACAUUUCUAUGGAACUGUAUUAUAUCGUUUCUAAGAGCACGAAGAAAAAUAGUUUUGACAGUUGCAUCAUCAGGAGUAGCUUCACUAUUACUUCCAAAUGGACGUACAACACAUUCUAGAUUUAAGAUUCCAAUAGAUAUUGAUGAAUUAUCAGUUUGUGAAAUAAAACGAGGCACAAAAUUAGCACAACUACUAACACAUACUGAUCUUAUUAUAUGGGAUGAAGCAUUGAUGACUAAUAGACAAUGCUUUGAAGCACUAGAUAGAACACUAAAAGAUAUAUUAUCUGAAAAACAAUCUAAACUAUUAGAUAUCCCUUUUGGUGGAAAAGUUGUUGUUCUUGGAGGUGACCCAAAACAAAUAUUACCAGUUAUAGAAAAUGCUUCUAAAUCACAAAUCAUAAAUGCCUCAAUAUUAAGGUCAUAUCUCUGGAAUCAUAUAAAAAUAUUAUCUUUACAUGAGAAUAUGCGCUUAAAAAAACUACAAUGUACUGAUUCAGAAAAUAAUGAAUCAAUUGAUUUUAAUAAUUGGAUAUUAAAUGUUGGAAAUGGGAGCUCUAGCAUAUCAGAAACCGAUAUAGAUGAUGACGACGAAGAUUGCACUAUAGUUGAAAUACCAUCUGAUUUGUUGAUUACUACAACAGACAAUAAAAUAAAAUCAUUAGUUCAGUCAACAUACCCAUGUUUCCAAGACAAAUACAACGAUCCAGAAUAUCUUAAAGACAGAGCUAUUCUUGCAACAACAAAUGAAAUAGUUGAUCAAAUAAAUGAUUAUAUAAUUAGCUUAAUACCGAGUUUGCAAAUCGAAUAUUUUAGUGCUGAUAGCAUAUCGAAUUGCACAGAUACAUGUAAUGAUGUUGAUGUACUUUAUCCAAUAGAAUAUCUCAAUAGCUUAAAUGCAAAUAACUUUCCAACUCAUAACCUAAAACUCAAAGAGGGUGUACCGAUAAUGCUUUUAAGAAAUCUGAACCAAAGCCUUGGUUUAUGUAAUGGCACAAGACUAAUAGUAACAAAACUAGGACAAAAUGUUAUUGAGGCUAUUAUAAUUACAGAAACACAUACUGGAGAAAAAACAUAUAUACCUAGAAUUAAUUUAACAACACACGGUUCUCAUUGGCCUUUCACAUUAUGUAGACGACAAUUUCCAAUAAAGGUAUGUUAUUCAAUGACUAUAAAUAAAAGCCAAGGACAAAGUUUAUCCAAUGUUGGUGUUUAUUUAAAGAAACCAGUAUUCACACAUGGACAAUUAUAUGUUGCAAUAUCAAGAGUCAAAGAUAGAAAGGGAUUAAAAAUAUUAAUAGAAAAUCCGGAUGGAUCAUGUGGAACUAAAACUAAAAAUAUUGUUUACAAAGAAUUACUUGAAAUGAUCAAACUAUAAGAAAUUACAUAUCCUUAAUACGCUUCAAUCUUUUUCACUAUUCUAUUUUUAUAAAUCCUACCGUUAUAUUCUUUUUCUAAACUUUGAUCAAAUUUUCCUCUAUAUUAAAAUAAAGAAAACACACUCGUAGAAAAAACUUUUGGUGCCCUUUAUUAUGUAUCAUGACUUUAUUACUAAAAUUAACUUAUUAUUAACCUAAAUCUAUUUUCUAUAUUCUUAUGAACCUUCAUUG